Drosophila persimilis is the source of this 1659-nucleotide messenger RNA. Its product is annotated as sex-lethal homolog. Gene Ontology annotation, cellular component: ribonucleoprotein complex. The transcript is spliced from 6 exons. Bases 219 to 1652 code for a protein of 477 amino acids. Lineage: Eukaryota; Metazoa; Arthropoda; Insecta; Diptera; Drosophilidae. Gene Ontology annotation, molecular function: RNA binding. The record is from RefSeq and is a predicted model, not a curated record.
GCGUUUCCGAGAAAAAAAAAAAUAAAAAUUAGCUGUUUUCUAGUGUAGCUUCGUGUGUCAGCAAUUGGUGAAAAGAAACUUCUGGCGCGCACUGCGACGUAGAUACAACACAUUUUUUGUGGCACUUUGACCAGUCUACGGAGACGCGAAAAGCGAAAGCACACGCAAGCGACGUUUUUUUUUUUUUGGGCUGCGUAUAAAACAGGAUCAGGACAGCCAUGUCGCAGUCGGACAAGAUGCAGGAUCAGAACCCUCAGUAUGAGAAUGAGAACGAGGAGUUGUCUUCGGACAUGGAGGAGCCAGCCGAUGCUGUGGAGCGUGAGGGCCAGCAGGAGAGCAGCCAGGAUGAAAGCUUCAAUGAUGACAGCAAUGGCAAUGGCAAUGAGCUCCAGGCGGGCGGGGACCAGCAGCAAGAGCAGGAGCAGCAGCAGCCCCAGGAAUCGUCCGGGGACGAGCAGAACAACCAUGGCAGCGAGGAGGCAGCAGGCCCUGCAGACCAACAACAGCAGCAGCAACAGGGUGGCAAUAACAACGCCGCCGCACCGCCGCAAGAGCAGGAGGAGCGCGUGAGCUCGACCAAUCUAAUAGUCAACUACUUACCACAGGAUAUGACGGACCGAGAGCUGUACGAGCUCUUUGCCAACUUCGGGGGCAUCAACACCUGCAAAAUCAUGCGCGACUUCAAGACUGGAUAUAGCUUCGGCUACGGCUUCGUCGACUACAGAACAGAGGCGGACACCGAAGAAGCUAUCGAUAAGCUGAACGGGCUAUAUGUGCGCAACAAGCGAUUGAAGGUCUCGUAUGCUCGCCCCGGCGGCCAGUCCAUCAAGGACACCAACCUGUAUGUCAUCAAUCUACCACGCAAUAUCGACGAUGAUAUGCUCACCAGAACCUUCUCGCCGUUUGGCCAAAUUGUCCAACGGAACAUCUUGCGGGACAAACUCACCGGACGUCCGCGCGGCGUUGCCUUUGUACGCUUCAGUAAGCGCGAAGAGGCACAGGAUGCACUGAACACGCUGAACAAUACGGUUCCACUGGGAUGCACACAGCCGAUUUGGGUGCGUCUGGCCGAGGAACAUGGCAAGGCAAAGGCUGCACAGUUCAUGUCGCAGAUUGGCGGGCCGAUUGGCGGUGGUGUAGGUGGCGGUGGGGGAAUGGCUGGCCCACUGCAUAUUGGACAUCAGCCGCACCACCAUCACCACCACAACAACAACAACCAGCACCACAACAACAACCAGCAUCAUCCACACAUGCAACAGCCGCACCAGCAACAGCUCCAGCAACACCAUCACCCACCGCAUCACCACCAGCACCAUCAGCAACAACACCAUCCCCACCAGCCGCAUAACCACAACCACAGCCACAGUCACCACAACCACCAUAAUAUGGCCCACCACCCGGCGGUGCACCAUAUGCAGCUGCACGGAGGAGUCCACGGCAUCAGCAUGGGGAUGGGGGGCAUGGGCGUGGGCGUAGGAAUGGGAGUGGGUGUGCAUAUGCAUGGUGGAGGUGGGGGCGGUGGAGGAGCGGGUGUCGGUGUCGGUGGUGGCGGUGGCGGCUACCAGCAUAUGGCGCAUAGAGGUAGAUCAAAUAGAACAACACGAUCUCAAAAACUGCAUCCAUAUAACAAUCAUGCACAGAAAUUUAUUUAAAACACAC